AUGAGAUUCACCCAGGCCUUCGUUGUUGCUUCCAUGUCCCUUGGUGUCAUGGCAGGCUGCCGGUUCGCCCCCGAGGUCUGCAAGUCGGAUGUCGGUCCUAUCUCGCGAGGCCUCACCAAUGGUUGGGUCUGCGAUCUUCCGGAAGACUUGCCCUGCCAGACGACAUGCGAGAUCACUGGUGAGAGGCAGCGAUCUGAGCCCGGAACUGUUGGUAUGGAGACGAUGAAGUGCUGCAAGCCCCAGCCCGGCUAUAUUGCAGAGGCUUUCAGAACAAAGCUGGGUAUCUCGAACACGCUCAAGACCUCGAAAUUCGAGGUAGCGAAUCGGUCCUAUGUCUCGCACGACCUUAGCACUAUAAAGGAGGGUAGAGAAGUUGUUGGGGCGUUGGUGAGAGAGCUUACCCGUGAUAAGUACACCUUAUCUUCGGUCAGUGUCGGGGCUGAGGGGACACUGCACCAUGAAGUACGCAAUAGUCGGCUUUGA
Messenger RNA from Colletotrichum godetiae, 483 nucleotides. RefSeq lists its product as uncharacterized. The record is from RefSeq and is a predicted model, not a curated record. The coding region runs from base 1 to 483 and encodes 160 amino acids. The transcript has 3 exons. Lineage: Eukaryota; Fungi; Ascomycota; Sordariomycetes; Glomerellales; Glomerellaceae.